Molecule: messenger RNA, 1647 nt
Organism: Linum trigynum
Lineage: Eukaryota; Viridiplantae; Streptophyta; Magnoliopsida; Malpighiales; Linaceae
Source: the annotation of a GenBank genome assembly
UAGGAGGUCAAGAUUCUUUGGAGGCACCAAAGCAAAACUCACAGAGAGGAAGAUAAACAGAGACAGAAUCCAGCAACUAUUCAUUAUUAUUGCAUUACACCACAAGUUACUUUUUGAUCACUUCUCGUUACUUUAGUCCCAAAUAUGGAAUUCCAUGCAUCAACUGAGUUUGAGCUAGUUCCACUCCAUCCUAGAGUCUUCUUCACUCCCCACAACGGUUCUGCAUCAGAUCCCCAGCAGGUGCACAUAUCAAUCGCAGGGAUAGAUCACAUCCGAAUCACCUGGCUAACCGACGACAAAACAGUCCCUUCUGCCGUUGAAUAUGGCACUGAACCGGGAAAGCACGUCAUCAAGGCCACCGGGGACAACAGCAGUUCAUAUCAGUUCUUAACCUAUACCUCAGGUUUCAUCCAUCAUGUGAGGAUUGGACCUUUGGAACCCAACACCACUUAUUACUACAGAUGCGGCGGCUGCGGUCCUGAAUUCUCCUUCAAAACCCCUCCCUCAACCUUCCCCCUCCAAAUCGCCGUCGUUGGGGAUCUGGGUCAGACCGACUGGACAAAAUCAACACUACAAGGGCUAGAAAGCAAAGACUACGACUUGCUGCUGCUACCGGGGGAUUUAUCCUACGCCAACAGCACGCAGCCUCUGUGGGACUCAUUCGGCCGGCUGGUGGAGCCGUUGGCCAGCCGUCGUCCGUGGAUGGUGACAGAAGGAAAUCACGAGAAGGAGAGCUAUCUGGUUGGCGAGGCAGAGUCCUUCAAGGCAUACAAUGCCCGGUGGCUAAUGCCACACAAGCAGAGUGCAUCCACCUCCAACCUCUACUACUCGUUCGACGUCGCAGGAGCCCACGUCAUCAUGCUCAGCUCCUCCACCGAAUUCAGAUCCGGGUCAGACCAGUACGCCUGGCUGGCGACCGACUUGGCCCGAAUCGACAGAACAAUGACGCCGUGGGUUUUCGUAUCGUUGCACACGCCGUGGUACAAUACCAACGACGGGCGUCAAGGGGACGGGGAAGGGAUGAGAGCAGCCAUGGAAGAGCUGCUUUAUGAGGCUAGAGUGGAUGUUGUCUUCGCUGGCCAUAUUCAUGCCUACGAAAGAUUCACUAGGAUUUAUGACAACAAGGCCAACUCGUUGGGUCCAGUCUACAUUACUAUCGGGACUGGCGGGUGCCAUAGUGGAGUUUACUCACAGUUUAUGAAGCCAACUCCAGCGUUAUCGUUGUGUCGAGAUGCAAGGUUUGGACAUGGGCGGCUGAGGAUAUUGGAUGAGAAACGAGCCCAUUGGUCAUGGCAUCCCAACGACUCGGAUGUCGCUGAGGACGAGGUGUGGUUGACGUGUUUAAGCGCAGCUCGAGAUGAUUAGUGGUAAUGCGGGAUCGAUGAAUCUCAGCUGUUAGGUUUGCUUACUACUGUGAGCCGAAUUGCAGUAGUAAGUAACAAUGGGGAUCAGCUGAAUAUGCAAUCCUAAUUGCAACUGGAUUACAUGAGGAAGAAGAAGUCUUAGUGAAGAAACGUUUCUUUCAAGUUAAUUUACUUCAACAUGUGCUUAAGUCCAAAACUACAUUGUUUGGUUUAGUAGCUAUUAGCCGUUGUUAAUCCACCUCUAAAUUCAUAUGGUAUUAGAUAAUAAAAAAAGCUCCUAAGG